Rotaria sp. Silwood1 is the source of this 909-nucleotide messenger RNA. The record is from the annotation of a GenBank genome assembly. Lineage: Eukaryota; Metazoa; Rotifera; Eurotatoria; Philodinida; Philodinidae.
AUGUUAAAGAGUCGAUUUCUUAUAAAUGGUAAAUUUAAUUUGUUGAAUUUUAUUCGAUCAUUAAGUUCUAUUGUUGAACAAUCAACACCUUUUGAUUAUUUACCAACAAAUAAAUUAAAAUCGAAAAAAAAUCGAAAAAAUGGUUUAACAGAAAUUCGGGCAUCUUAUUCUAAACCAGUUACAAAAACUUAUCUCAAUGAAUUACUUGAAGAUUGGGGAGAAUAUGUUGAUGGAAUUAAAUUUGCUGGUGGUUCAUUUUCAUUAAUGCCUGAAAAAUGUUUACGUGAUAUAAUUGAUAUAGCACAUAAAUAUCAAUGUUAUCUUUGUACAGGUGGAUUUAUUGAAAGAAUUUUAGCUUCAUCAGCUGGUCAUAAACAAAUUAUUAAAAAAUAUUUAAAAACGUGUAAAGAUUUAGGUUUUGAUGUAAUAGAAAUCAGUUCAGGUUUUCUUAGUAUUCCAAUUGAUGAUUGGUCUGAACUUAUUAAAUUAGUUAAUUCUUUUGGUUUUAAAUCAAAGGCAGAAGUUGGUAUUCAAUGGGGUGCAGGUGGUGAUGCAUCUAUUCAAGAACUUGAAAAUGCUGGUACACGUCAUCCGGGAUGGUUAUUUGAACGUGCAAACAAAUUUAUUGAUGUUGGUGCUCAUAUGAUAAUGAUUGAAUCUGAAGGUAUUACGGAAAAUGUUAAAUCAUGGAGAAAAGAUGUUAUUUCAGAAAUAACAUCAAAUUUACCUAAAGAUAAAAUAAUGUUUGAAGCAGCUGAUCCAAAAGUAUUUUCAUAUUAUAUUGAAAAUUUGGGUGCAGAUACAAAUUUAUUUAUUGAUCAUAGUCAAAUUGUUCAAUUAGCGUGUCUUCGAAAAGGUAUUUGGGGAACAAAUAAAACAUUUGGAAGAAUAGUUACUUUUCAAAAUUAA